AUGCUGACUCUGGAGAGAAGAAAGUCGAUCCUGAGCAAUGCCUAAAGCUACCUGAUGUAACCACAGUUAGCAAGAACGUUAGUCCCCAUGAGACGACUGGAGCGGCUAUGAGGAAAAGAUCCCACAGAAGUCCCAGCCUCAAGAAAAGCCCCUUUGGACCUAGUCCCAAGAGGCUGUCUCCCUGGAGAAGCAGUUCCAGGAAAGACCGUACAUCGAGUUCUUUUAACUUGUCCCCGAGACGGCUCAUCACCACUCCUCAAGCCAAACGUCGCUCUUGGCGUCGUUCGAGCCUGAAGGGGACAAAACGCCGAAAAUCUCUGCCUCCCGUUCACCAGGAUGUCACUGAAUUAAGCAAAUCAAUUAGCCUGGAUCUGCCAGAGAUAGACCGGCUUUCUGCGCUGUUGUUGUCCAGUUUCCAGUUUUCUGCGCAGAAGCUCGAACAUAUCUUGAAGCAGACUGACAGCUUUAGCCCUGAGGCUUUCCAAGCUAACGUGCAGUCGGUUUCAGAAGACCUGCAGCGAUAUGUGCAGAAGUUGAAACGAGAUGGAACGCUGAAGAGCUGUGUAGAAGACCCUAAAGGGGUUUUACUGGACUUGGCUUUGGAUGAGUCGGUGGCCCAAGUUAAGGAGUACAUCACCAGGUUCGCUGCCGAGUGUCAGGCCUGGGAUCAGCUCUUACUGCGCUACCAAGAAAGUGCUGAAGAAAUGUCCAGGCAGCUGGAGGAAUGCAAGAAGGAUCGAGGACAGGCGGAGCCUCUGACUUACCUCCAAACUUCUCAGGGCCACGUCCUCAGCAGCAAACCCAACUACCAGAAGAUCCUGGAGGACCAGGGGGAGGUCCUGAGCUGCAUGGAGCUUGUGAUUGAUGAACUACAGCAAGCUGUGAAGCUGCUGCAGGCUUUCAGCGAAGACAGCCAGCAGUACCUGCGGCGACUGUCGGAGCAGCUUGGUAAGCGGGAGUCCCUCGAGGAAGGGAAGCCU
Messenger RNA from Cariama cristata (Red-legged seriema), 980 nucleotides. RefSeq names its product DSN1, MIS12 kinetochore complex component (gene DSN1). Lineage: Eukaryota; Metazoa; Chordata; Aves; Cariamiformes; Cariamidae. The annotation marks the transcript as partial. Gene Ontology annotation, biological process: cell division; mitotic sister chromatid segregation. Gene Ontology annotation, cellular component: MIS12/MIND type complex. The record is from RefSeq and is a predicted model, not a curated record. The transcript has 8 exons.